Aureobasidium uvarum is the source of this 3661-nucleotide messenger RNA. NCBI's taxonomy places the organism in Eukaryota, Fungi, Ascomycota, Dothideomycetes, Dothideales, Saccotheciaceae. The record is from the annotation of a GenBank genome assembly.
AUACAAGUACAACGGCAAGAUGGCGGUAAAUCGACUCCGCAGUGCACUGGCGGUGCCUCGCAAGGGCGAGACGUACGAGCUUCGUGCUGGUCUGGUGUCGCAAUACGCCUACGAGCGCAAAGAGUCCAUCCAGAAGACCAUCAUGGCCAUGACGCUAGGAAAGGACGUGUCUGCUCUGUUCCCCGAUGUGCUCAAGAACAUAGCCACUGGUGAUCUGGACCAGAAGAAGCUCGUCUACCUAUACCUCAUGAACUACGCCAAAAGUCACCCCGACCUCUGUAUCCUGGCUGUCAACACUUUCGUACAAGACUCAGAAGACCCGAACCCUCUGGUCAGAGCACUGGCUAUCCGCACUAUGGGUUGCAUCCGAGUCGAUAAGAUGGUCGAUUACAUGGAGGAGCCGCUACGGAAGACGUUACGAGACGAGAGUCCCUAUGUGCGCAAGACUGCUGCUUUGUGUGUGGCCAAGCUGUUCGAUCUCAACCCGUCCAUGUGUCUGGAGAACGGAUUCUUGGAGACGUUGCAGGAGAUGAUUAGUGAUUCGAACCCUAUGGUUGUCGCCAACUGUGUCACCGCACUCGUCGAGAUAGGAGAGGCAGCUCCCGAGACCAACGCCUUGAUCGUGACGCCUCAGACAUUGAAGAAGCUCCUACUCGCCCUCAACGAGUGCACCGAGUGGGGUCGCAUCACCAUUCUGUCCACCCUGGCCGAUUACAAGCCCACCGAGCAGAAGGAAGCUGAGCACAUCUGUGAGCGCGUUGUGCCACAAUUCCAACAUGCCAACCCUAGUGUUGUUCUGGCUGCUGUAAAGUGUGUCUUCUUGCACAUGCAAAACAUCAACCCUGAGCUCGGUAGAACCUACGCUAAGAAGAUGGCUCCUCCANNCUUGAACCUGCCUUGCAUCGCUGACACGGCCCCCGCAGUCACACUCGUAUCCUCUCAACCCGAAGUCCAAUACGUCGCUCUGCGCAACAUCGACCUCCUACUCCAGAAGCAGCCCUCACUCCUGUCCAAGGAGAUGCGCGUCUUCUUCUGCAAGUACAACGACCCGCCGUAUCUCAAAUUCCAAAAGCUCCAGAUCAUGGUUCGCAUCGCCAACGACUCAAACGUAGAACAGCUGCUUGCCGAAUUGAAAGAGUAUGCUAUGGAGGUCGAUAUGGACUUCGUUAGAAGAGCCAUCAAAGCCAUUGGUCAGGUUGCCAUUAAAAUUGAAAACGCCUGCGAGAAGGCUGUCAACGUCUUGCUUGAACUUAUCAACACCAAGCAAGCAUACGUUGUGCAAGAAGUCGUGGUCGUCAUCAAGGACAUUUUCAGAAAAUACCCUGGUUAUGAGGGCAUCAUCCCUACACUAUGCCAAUGUAUCGACGACUUGGACGAGCCGACUGCAAGAGGCGCCUUGAUCUGGAUCGUUGGUGAGUAUGCUGAGAAGAUCAGUAAUGCUGGUGAUAUUCUAUCUGGCUUCGUCGAUGGUUUCGCGGAAGAAUUUACUCAGACGCAAUUGCAAAUCUUGACUGCCGUGGUCAAACUCUUCCUGAAGAAGCCUGACCAAGCUCAAGGGCUGGUCCAGAAGGUUCUCCAGACCGCGACUGUAGAGUGCGACAAUCCAGAUAUCCGUGACAGAGCAUACGUCUAUUGGCGACUGUUGUCGAGUGAUCCUCAGAUCGCAAAGAACAUUGUCCUCGCACAACGACCAGCCAUCACCUCAACAAUCUCAACAUUGCCGAUACCGCUGCUCGACUCGCUCAUGCCAGACCUCUCGACGCUCGCAUCGGUCUACCACAAGCCGCCACAAACCUUCCUUGGCCAAGGCCGAUCAUCUGCCAACGCCCUGCAACAAGCAGCCAUUGAAGAGGCGGCUCAAAACGCGCGCGAGAACCCAUUGGCCGCUGCAGCUGCUGCGGCCGCUGUCUCAGGACAAGGCAGCACUGUCCAAAGUCAUGCCGAGAACCUACUCGACAUUGACUUCGAUGGUGCCGCACCAGCAAGUAUGCAAAAGGCACCUCCGGGUGGCUCGUCAGGCCUUGAAGGACUUGCCGGUACACCCAUGCGUGUUGCCAGCCCAACGACUAACGAACCUAUCGGUGGCGGCAUGGAAGACCUCAUGGGUAUCUUUGGCUCUUCGGGUGGUGCUUCUGCCGCACCUGCCGCAGGAAACUCUGGCUCUGACGACUUGAUGAAUGGAUUCGCGAGCUUGAACAUGGAGGCUUCGCAACCGCCGCCACCACAAACACAGCUGCAAAGUGGAGGUGGCAACAAAGCCAACGAAGACAUUCUUGAUGUCAGAGUAGGUGAUCGCCUCGGACACCCGAGACCAUUCGGAUAUAUCCCGGAAAUAACGAGCCCGAAAGAGGCUGACAUGAAUUUCCAACCACCAAGUAGGAUCAUUCCUACUCGUUUCAAAUCACAACAGUUUUCACGCACCAUGACUUCGAUAAAUUCAAUCCAAUCACUGGUCCUGGAUCUACCUCCAAGCUGUAUCGAGUUUUGUGCUACAGCUCGUGACUAUUUUGUCGUCGGCACAUAUUACCUGGAAAAGAAAGAGCAGGAUGCUAGUGCAGAACAUACUGCAGAAGCUGAAGACGAGAAGAGUAGGGAAGCAAACAAGAAACCACAAACCAGAACUGGUUCAUUGGUUCUGUUCAAGGUUGAGGGUGAUGAAAGAAGGAAAGGAAAGACAGCAGCACAGCAAGCAAAGCUUGAUACUCAUUACCACAAACAUUUCCACCCCAAGACCAAAACUCUCACACUAAAACCCUCUCCUUCUAGAAAACAAAUCUCAACGACAGAAACACCUUAUGCAAUCCUCGACAUUCACUUUUCACCCCACGACCCUUCGCUUCUAGCUGUUGCAGCAUCAACAGGAUGUCUCCAACUCUUCCGCUUCUCUGCUUCUUCUUCCUCUCUAGAACCCCUCUCAACCUAUCAAUUCUUCUCGCCAGAGAUACUGGUCUUGUCACUAGCUUGGCAUCCCGUUGAUGCCAACAUCCUAGGAGUAACGACAUCUUCAGGAGGCGUCUAUACCGUCGACAUCUCCGUCCCCCAUCAAGAAGCAGAGAACUCGGGAACAGAAGUCCUCGUCCAUGAUCUAGAAGCCUGGACUUUAUCCUUUUCUCCCAUAGGCAAAGAAGUCUACUCAGGAGGCGACGAUGCAACUUUACGUUUCUCUACUCUUCCUCCUAGCACAUCCACCUCAGAAGACGACAACGAGCCCUUCCUUCCCUCGCAAUGGCAAGACCGUCGCGCCCACAACGCAGGCGUAACCGCUAUCCUCCCUCUAGCCUCGGAGACCAACAUCACGAUAACAGGCAGCUACGACGAUCACAUCCGCGUCCUUUCCACCCCCGUCAUCGGCAGAAAACAAGUCCUCGCCGAAGAAAACCUCGACGGCGGUGUCUGGCGUCUCAAACUUCUAAAGUCUUGUCCGCAAGAAGGUAAAUAUUAUAUUCUGGCGUCGUGUAUGCAUGCAGGUGCUAGAGUUGUUGCUGUUACGAAGGACGAAAAUCAAGGGUGGGAUAUUGAGGUGUUGGUCAGGUUCGAGGAGCACAAGAGUAUGAAUUAUGGCAGUGAUGUGCAGCCGGGAACGGAGAAGGAAGGUGAGCAGACGAUUGUUUCGACGAGCUUCUAUGACAAGCUCUUGUGUUUGUGGAGUUUUCAUUUGGAU